Thermothielavioides terrestris NRRL 8126 is the source of this 4308-nucleotide messenger RNA. RefSeq lists its product as uncharacterized. The annotation marks the transcript as partial. The transcript has a single exon. Lineage: Eukaryota; Fungi; Ascomycota; Sordariomycetes; Sordariales; Chaetomiaceae. The record is from RefSeq and is a predicted model, not a curated record.
AUGGCUGCGCUCCCGGAGAACUGGGAAUGGGACUACGACGGCACGCGCUGGUUCUACCGCUACAAGCCGACCGGCCUCAUCCAGUACACCUUCCCCAAGCCCGGCGACGAGUUUCCCGAGUUUGUUGACGACAACGCGGCGCCGCUCGAUCUGGCCCCCGAGGAGAGGCUUGUCAGCCAGCAACAGAUCAAACGACGGAGUACUCUGGGCGGGUCUUGGCGGGGACAGCCAGCCCGCGCCAAACAGCGCGAACGGGCGGUUUCCAACGUCAGUUCGGACCAGGAUGACGGCAGCGAGCCUUUUUGGCUCCAGCCCGACGGCCUCAUGUACAUGGGGCCGGGCGCGUACAACGACAUCAGUCCUUUGCAGGAAGAGGACGAGGACGAGCGGGGCCAGGCAACCAACGACGCGGACGACGGCGGCGACAAAAAGGACAGUGCCAGCGCCGCCGCCCAGCAUGUGGCUGACGGCCCAGCUGCUGCGGGGUCCCCGAGCAAAGGCGCUGCCGUUGCUGUGCCCUCGCAGAUAUCGCCCUCGACGAGCACCGAAACCACUCCGCAAGUACCCAACAGCCACCCCGCAACCGCCACCCCUCAGAUAGACAGAGCAAUCAUUGUUGAGAGCGUCGAUGCUGCCCCUGCACCGGUAGUCGCGGCGCCUGUGGAUCCUCCAGCCCCGGAGAUCCCCCUCCUCGACAGCCGGGAGGUGCCGUACGACCCCCUCGGCUUUGUGGCCGAGCUUCCCAGCGAGCUGACCGCUCAGUGCCAUGUGGAGAUCAACCCAGCUCCUGUGGAGUUACCCGGCAACGAGCUCAUGGUGGACACGUCGGAGCCAGCCCCUUAUGCGAACGCCUUCCAUCUGGAGCCGGCUGAACUGCCCUCCGACGAGAUUCCUGCUGGGCGAAGGGUGGCGCGCAAUACAGCGGAGCAGAAAUCGCUGUCCUCGCAAACGACACGGAGCCAACAGGAGCAACAACAGCAAAGACCGCAUCAAACCACCCGAGAGUUGCUCAGUCGGCCGUACGGAGCGGCUCGGCAGAAUUCGACACCCCAAGUCGCCAGUACCGUGGCACACAUGCCCGGCGGCGGCGUCGCCGAGCCGCCACCCUCAGGCAAGUACCAGCCUUACAACCCGGCCAGGCAGGGUGCCUUCGGAGCUGCCGCUGCGAACCGGCACUCUAUCGCCGAGAUUCGCCCUCUGGUCCCAGCCGACGACAAUAACAAGAGGCACUCCCUGGCAGGGCCAGCCCUAUCGCGCGUUCCGCCUUCCGACGUCCCUGCUGCGCUCCUGCCGCCGCACAUUCCUCCGAAGCUGCCUUUGGACUCCCCCGACAGUAGUCGGCAGUCCUCGCUUCCGGGCGCCGAAGCGCGCCAUGAGAGCAUCUCUGGUCUCACCACCAAGGCCAGCGGCGGUCUCACCCAUUUCCCGUCAGUCCUGCAGCCCGCCCGCGGGCGUCCGGUCAUGCGGGCCCAGUCCCCUCCGCAGAGCAAGGGAGCUAGCCCGGCUCGGGCCUACCAGGCGUACAAGCCCUACCACGACCUGCAGCGGGACAUCGAGGACACCGUGCAGCUUCUAUCCAACGCCGGAUUCGGUCAGGGGACGACAACAUCUGCCCAAGCGUCGAGUGUCGCGGCGAGACCCCAGGCCUCUAGAACGAACACUCUGCCAGCGCAUCUUCCCUCGCUCCCGUACAUGGGUGGCUACCCACAUUUGCCGCCUUCAUCAGCGAGCGUGCCCGCGCCCUUGACGCAUCUGCAUUCUCACCAAACACCGCCUGCUGAGUGCGGCGGCUGUGUUGCAACCGGGGGAGCGGCAGGUAGCGUGAUGCCCCUGCAAUAUUCCGCCCCCCUUCCGCCCUCAAGCCCUGACCUGCCGCCGCCCUUGAACAUCUCUCGCAAGUCGCCUCCGCUCCCGAGCAGCGUGCCAACUGGCUUUUCCGCUUUUAGGCCCGAGGUCACAGCCAAAGCGGAUGCGAUCUUCUCGGGGGCCACGGCAGCGCCGGUCCAUACUACCGCUGCUUCCGCGCCGGCACCGGCCAGCUUGGGGGCUGAAGCAAACCCCGACCGUGAGACCAUGCUGGCCGCACCGAACUCGGCAGGACCUGCUGGGCAAGCUGGAGCGGCAAGCUACCCCAACCAAGCGGGCAGCUCAGGUCCACCUCCAUCGGCGGCUGCCAAGGUGGAGGGGACAGCUAGCUUCAACAGUCUGGCCGCGUCCAGUGAGAAGCUGCAGCCCUCGGGUCAUCCAUCGCCGGCUAAGCCAGCAUCUUUCGCUGUCGAGGCCGUGGGUGCCGCGCCUGUAAUGCCGCUCCCGUCAGAGGCCGCACCUGUAUCUGAUAGCGGAAGCUCCCCAGCGCCGUUACCAGCCGACGUAUUAGUGACCGUGACGGACCAGCAGCCGCUGGCACCUUCGGCCUCGGACGUGGGUUACCAAGAGACUCGCCAGUCUAUUCCUGCUCAGUCUGAUCUGGUUGGUCCUGAUAAUGUUCAUAUCCCGCCUCAUGUCGUCUCCGAAGUCCAUCACAAGCCUCCGGCAAACCCGAACAUGCCGCUCCCCACCGACGGUACUGUCCAAAGUGCCUCAGCUGUACUCUACGCCUCGCCUGCUCCGGCUGCAACUGUCGCAAGUCAGGUUCCGUUCAAUAGCCAUACCGGUGGACGCGGCGCAAACCCGGAAAUGACACCGCCACGAUCAGUUGCCAGUCCUCGAGCACCCACUCCAAGUCCCCGGACACCUAGCCCUCUUUCACGUGCGUCGUCGCCGCCUACUCAGCAAAACAAUAUUCAGAAGCGCAUUCCGUCGGUAUCUCCGCCGGCGAUUGCGAUGGCUGGUUCUGCGCAACAGGGGUCAUUCACAGGUCAGCAGACGUUGCUGCACAAGACCGGUAUCCAUGCUCCAGUGGUCGGACUCGGACCUGCUCCCAUGCCUUCUUCUUCCUCUGCAUUGCCAAAUGCCUCGCUGGCGGCACCCUCAACAGGUCCAGGUCACACUUUCCAGACCGAUCAUAACUCGCUUGGGUCUUACCAAGUCGGUGUUUCUCAGCUCUCUGCGCCUGGAGCCGUAAGCGCAGCUGAGCACGGUUACUUGCCCACUCAUGAAUCUGGCGACUGCCAACGUCCUGCGGCCCAAGUUCACGCCGAUAACAUUGAGGCCGCGGCAGCGCCAAACCAGCAAUCCCAGCAACCCCCUCAAGGCGUAGUAGCACCCGUGGUCUCACAAUCAGCCAUGCCCAAUGCGAAUCCAGGCCUGUCCACACCGUUGCCCGCGCCGGCCCCGACUCAGGAGGAGGCUCCCUCAUCUCCCGUUUCUGUAGCCGAUCAGGAACAUAAGAGAACCCAGCCUCCGAUGCCAUCACCGAUGCAAGCCAUCGGGCAAACCCAGCUUCCCCUACACUCAGGAGGCCAGUUGCCAUCGAAUGUCGCCGCUCAUGGGCAGCCAUCUGUGGCACCCACGGGCCGACCAUUCUCACCGCCGGCAACCACACAGCUAGGCCCGCUACCUCAUCCCGGAGCACCAGGAACUGCACCUCCCCAGCCCCCUGUAAUGUUGGCUUCGCCUACGAUUCCCGCAGGAAUGGUGCCCCAGGGUGUCCAUCCUGGAAUGUUCCUGCAGCAACAGUAUGCUUACCACCCAAGCGUGUUUCCCCAGCCAGGCAUGCAAGUCGCACAACAUCAACCAGUGCCACCGCAUCUGCUGCAGCCAGGCCAAAUGCCCAUGGGUGCGCCCCUCACUCAGGCUCCUCAACCACCGCAACAACCAGUCAAGCAAGAAAAGAGCUGGUUCGGCAGGCUGUGGAGGAGCGAGAGCGUGAAAAAGCCCACCAAAAGCGGUGCAGCAGCCCAACCGGGGACACCCCCUCAACAGCUGUUUCCGGUCUUUCCUCCGUCUGUUCCUCCCAACCAGCCCGCCCCUCCGCAUCAGUUCGCCCUGGCUGCCGUACAGCCGCACAUGGCAAUGAUGACGAUGAACAAUCAGAAUUACCCGAGCCAGCCGCAGUUCCGCGCGCCGAACCACAACCCGAACCAGCCCGUCAUGCCGCCGCCGCAGGUACGCCCGGCGAUCCAGCAGCAGGCGCAGCUGCUGCACCACCCGGCGCAGAGGCCGAGUUCGAUAGGUCCCGGCCAGGGCCAGACGGCUCAGCAAGAGCAGUCGCCGGUGCAGCCGCCGGCGCCGGCGCAGGCGCAGGGGCAAACGCAGCCGCAGGGCGGAACACCCGUGCCUGUCGCUUUGCCUGUCCAAGGGCAGGGGCAGGGGCAGGGGCAAGAGCAAGCUACUGGAGAGCGGCAUGAGGGCGGCGGUGGAUACCCC